AUGCCGUGCCCGGCUUCAAGAUGGCGGCGCCUGCCCCGCCGAUGUCGCCACGGCAACGCAGCGGGCCUGGGCGGCGGGGCCUGGGCGGGGCCUAGGGGUCCCCACGGUGGCCCCCGGGGCCACGGUGACCCCAGGGAUGUCCCCAGAGCCGUGGUGUCAUGGCCACAGGGAUGCGCCCUGUGGCUGUGGUGGUCUCCAGGGCCACAGUGUCCCAGGACCAUGGUGUCCCCAGGGCUGUGGUGGCCCCAGGGCCACAGUGUCGUCGUCACCUGGAUGGCCGCAGUGGCCAUGGUGUCCCCAGGACCACGCACUGGGGCUGUGGCGCUGGAAGGGACCCCCGGGACCCCCAACGCCUCCGAGUGGGACCUCGCCAGCCUUCUCUUCGUCACCACCCUCCUCACCACCGUGGGCUACGGCUCGGUGGCCCCCUUCUCGGCAACCGGCAAAGCCUUCUGCAUGGCCUACGCCGUGGUGGGCGUCCCCAUCACCAUGUUGACGUUGACGGCAGCCGUCCGGCGGUUGACGGUGCCCUUGGUCCACCGUCCCCGGUUGUACCUACAGGCGCGAUGGGGCUACAGCCGGCGUGGGGCCGCCCAUAUCCACUUCAUCUUCAUGGUGGGGGUCACCUCGGGAGUCUUGGUGCUUCUCCCGCUGCCGGGGUUCUACGUCCUUGAAGGUACUUGGAGCUACUUGGACGCCGUCUACUUCUGCGUCAUCUCUCUUUGCACCAUUGGGUUGGGGGAUCUCGUGCCGGCCGAAGCACCGGGUCAACCAUUGAGGCAACUCUACCAAGUAGCCGUAGCCGCGUAUCUGCUGCUGGGGUUGACGGGCGUCCUGCUGUUGGCGCAGACCUUCCAUCGGUUGGCCGAGCUCCACGGCAUCACCAGCGUCGCUGGCGGCAUCUCCGGCACCGGAUGAAGCUGCCGAGUUGUUGGAGGGGACGAGGGAUGAGGAGAAACCAGCCAGGGGGGGCCAA
Messenger RNA from Harpia harpyja (harpy eagle), 976 nucleotides. RefSeq names its product potassium channel subfamily K member 6-like. The record is from RefSeq and is a predicted model, not a curated record. Gene Ontology annotation, cellular component: membrane. Lineage: Eukaryota; Metazoa; Chordata; Aves; Accipitriformes; Accipitridae. Gene Ontology annotation, biological process: potassium ion transmembrane transport; stabilization of membrane potential. Gene Ontology annotation, molecular function: potassium ion leak channel activity.